GCGGUCACUUCACAGCCAACUUCACAUAGCUUAGAUAGGUUAUUUGACAUAUGUCAAAUUCUUGAUUAUCAAACCAUUAAGAAGUGAUUUAAUUUUCUUAAGAUCCAUACUAAAACAAUUAUACGCUAACUCGUAUCUGGUCAAUUAAUGAACAAUUGAAAAUGUUGCUUUAACGAUGCGUUUGAAGGGGAAAAACAACAACAAGUCCUUCAACAGCGUCUACAAGGUGCUGUCGCGUAUAUGUCGAGCUGUUGAUAAAGGCCAACUCGAUGGUUUCAUGGCUGAUGGUGCAGUGCCUCCACUAAAAAGUGGCCACAAUUCUAAAACCAUGGGAUACGUGGCUCAACCAGUUAAACAAGCUGGAGUUCAGCCAGUUAAACAGGCGACGGAUGUUUCCAGUACUGUAUAUGCGGUCGGACAGUACGCGCCGAAAGUAUUGAAAAAUUUGAAUGCUCAAAGAUUGAAGAAUCAGUUUAGCGACGUUGGCUUAGUCGCCGGUGGAAUUGUUAUCAGAGCUCAUAGAUCGGUUCUGGCUGCUGGUAGUGCUUAUUUCAAUGCAAUGUUCACUGGAGGUCUAGUUGAAGAACAACAAGAGUUAGUAGAGAUACAUUCGAUCUCUGCUAAAAUCCUAUCGCUCCUCAUAGAUUUUAUAUAUACUGGAAAUGUAGAAAUUACUCAGGACAAUGUUCAAGAAUUGUUUGCUGCUGCGGACAUGCUAGAAUUAGAUGAGGUUGUUUCAGGCUGUAUUACCUAUCUACAGCAACAACUUCAUUCAAGCAACGCACUCGGAAUUUAUAGGUUUGCUGAAGCACACAAUACGCCUAAUCUGCUGAUGACUGCCUUACGUUUUAUUGAAAUUAAUUUUCCUCAAGUUUCCCAAGAAGAGGAAUUCCUAGACCUGCCUAAGGAACAACUUGUGAAACUCAUUUCUAGUGAAUAUAUUCAUGUUGAUACUGAAUUCCAGGUGUUUCAAGCGGCUCAUAACUGGAUUGUUCAUGAUAUACCAGCGAGGCGUUGCUACGUAUUUGAGGUGCUGCGUUAUGUAAGACUACGUCUGUGUUCGAUCGCACGUUUGGAAAGAGUUAUCUUGGACAGUAAAGAUGCGAGCCUGAGUGUAGCCUUACGAUCGAUUUUAAAAGACUUAAUAACCAACAAAGGUUGCCUGGUGCCGCUUCAUGAGCAACCUAGACUUUGCGCUAAGAAAAAUAUUUUAGUUAUUGGUGGUUCCAAGCGAGAACCUUCUGCUGACAGUUGGGGAAGAGCUGCAGAAAGUACUUAUGACACAAUUGAAAAAUACGACACAUUUACUGGAGAAUGGAGCAAAGUCGCGCCGAUUGGUAUCGGGAGAAUAUUACCUGGUGUAGCAUUACUGGAUGGGAAGGUGUACGUGGUCGGUGGUGAACUGGAAUCACGUAUAAUUGGCGAUGGAGAGUGUUACAAUCCUCGGGAUGACGUUUGGACCACCAUUGCUUGCAUGAUAGAGCCACGCUGCGCGCUAGGUCUCUGUGCUAUAGAAAACAGCUUGUACGCUUUUGGUGGCUGGGUGGGUGAAGAUAUUGGUGGUUCUAUCGAGGUGUACGAUCCAAUUGCUGAUUCGUGGAGUUUGGAUGGAGAAUUGCCUGAACCUCGGUUUAGCAUGGGCGUUGUCGCAUAUGAAGGUUUGAUAUAUAUUGUUGGCGGAUGUACCCACAAUAGCAGACACCGUCAAGAUGUUAUGAGCUACAACCCAAUCACCAGAGAGUGGAGUUAUCUUGCUUCCAUGUUGACUCCUCGGAUGCAAAUGGGCAUAGCUAUACUCGAUGGUUACAUUUACGUUGUCGGUGGCAUAAACAAAAAUCAGGAGGUCCUGACAUCCGUUGAGAGAUAUUCAUUUGAUAAGAAUAAGUGGAGUACGGUUGCUCCGAUGAAUGUGGGGCGGUCGUAUCCUGCCGUAGCUGCAGCUGACGGUCGACUUUAUGUGAUAGGUGGUGAUCAGUCACGGGAAAUAAACUUUUAUCGGACACAAAUAACAAUCUCAACAGUCGAAUGCUACGAUCCGCAUUUGAACGCAUGGCAUGAAUGUGCUUCUCUACCAACAAGCAGAGGCGAAGCUGCAGCAAUUAUUGCACCCUUCUGAUUAUAAUUUAAUACCAGUUAGAUUUAGUUUUUCGAUUGCAAACUCUCAGGACUUAAUGCAAACUUAUUGAAUGGGUUUCUUUGGUUUAUCUUUGGUUUCCUUAGCGGUAUCAGAGUCUGUGUUUCAUGGGUAAGAUAAAAUUUCCUGUUGUGUGCUGUACUAAAAUAAGAAAGAGUGAGACAAACAAUUUUUUUCUAAGUGGAUAUUGUGCGUAAAUAUUUCAUUAGGCAUAAGGUUAACGCUCUUCAUUCACACGAUUCUGUAUUUCUGUAUUACGCAUUUUAUCACGGUCACGUCAGUUUGUGAUAUAUUUUUAUUACAUAUAAUCUCAAUUCGAGCUCAUGAACUUUGCAAACAUCACUAAACACAAGCGUAACAUUCUACAACAACGGUUUAUGUUUCCUGGCUUCUAAUGCAAAUUUGUCCAAGUAUUAUCUCUUUGUCAUCUUCGGUUUUUAUCUCCUAAAACAUCAACAAAUUGGCUGUCACAAGCGCUAUAUACAUUUUUUUUUCUUACUGAUAAUGAGAUACACAGUCUUUUCAUCGCGGCUAAAUAAACAUAUAUAUUCUUCUUAGUCAACUUCAAGUUAAGCUUUAGUAGACAUCCAAAAUGAUAUUACGUGAAUCGUGCGCUUGUUACUUAUCGCUAAUAGCCUGUAAGUGAGGCUUCACAAUAAACAUGAAUAAUUUGUAAUCUGUUUCGUGUGCAAAAGGGAGAGAAAGUGUGUGUAUAUGAAAGAGAAAGAGAGACGGGGCGGGAGGGAGGGAGGGAGGGAGAGAAAAGAGCGGAAUAUUUUCAGUUAUUCAAUGCAGUCUGAAGAAUGAAAAGUUAAUGAGAAGAUGUCAACUUAUAUGAAAUACAUACUAGCCAAACAGCAAAAAAGUAAAAAUACUAAAACUUGCAUAGUUUUAAUUUGAUCAGAAAAAUAAAAGAAACUAAUAAUGAGAGAGAUUGAGAAUGUAACUGCUUCGUUAUACACAUGUACGUAUAAUCUGUAAAAAAAAUUAUAAAUAAGAUUUACAUUAAGGGUGCACUUAAUAGUGUACAGAAUACUAGACAAUAGAAUAUUCUUGCAGAAAAAUAAUUUUUUUCUCUUGAAAUGAGAUAUUCAUAAAAAUUUUCAUACACGAAUUAUAUAGUAUUUAAAACAGGUUUUAGCUACUUACGUUCACACAGCAUGUAUACUUAUGUUCUGCAAUAAUCUCAGUAACGGAAUAUUGCCAUCUCAAUAUUAUGUGCAAUUUUAUAAUAACUUUUUUUUCAUUACCCGUUAAUUCGCGCUGAAUACCCGAUAUUAUUUUACCAUAUCUACUGCAAUAAUCAGCUGUAUAAUUGGCUGUUGCUUGACUCAAACUCACUUCUUAGCAAUACAUUAUCGUCUGAAAUGCAAAAACUACAAACUCAUCAAGCCACAUUACUACUGAUUUUUGAUUUCUCAUUCACCGUCUCGUGUAGCGAGAAACGAAAGUGUCCUCGAUAAGUUUCAUUCAUGAAUUACCGUGACUUCGAAAAGUGCAUGUUAAGUGAAUCCCGGGAACACCAUCUUUUACACAAUCGCAAACUCUUUCCUUGAGCAGUCUGUCUGUUAAAUAUUCAAUAUAAUUAUUAAUCAUCAUGUUCAUAAAAUAAAAUUCAUCAUCAAAUUGCCAACAAUCUGUGAUAGUAAAGUAUUAUCAAAUAACGUUAUUUUUUAAUAAUUUUCGUUCAAUUUUUUUAAGUAAAAUAUAUACAGUUAUCUAUAUUCUGAGGUAUUUUUGUCUGAAAAUUGAAUUGAAAUGCUUUUGCCAAGUGUACAGUAAUGUCAACUAUGAUUGUUUGCAUUAUUGCAGUAGAAUAAAAUUCGACACUUUAGAGACCUGAUCGAGUUUUAACACAACAAUUUUUAAUCAACUAUCUUUAGAUUCACUGCAAUUCUUGAUCCACUAUAACGGCCUUCAUACAUAAAUGUCGAUCAAUUAUGUUUAAUUCCUAAGUAAUUAUGUCCCAAAUGAGAGCUUAAAUUGCCGGCUUUGAAAGAUACGAUAGGAAAUAGAUAAUAAUUUGGUAUUGAUAUAUUACUAUUAAUAUAUUUUAAAUUGAUCACUGCAACCAAAGGAAUUGCGUGACUAGAAUAUAUACGUGUAUACGCAAGGAACGUGUACACUAAAGCACCAAAGAAGUAGGUGUAAUCACCACCUGGCGCACUGACUGCAUUCAUGUCGUGGAGGCCCUAAAACCUUGUUUUUAAACAAGGUAAUAUUCAAUUCG
This is a messenger RNA of Diprion similis, 4364 nucleotides long. RefSeq names its product actin-binding protein IPP. The record is from RefSeq and is a predicted model, not a curated record. Gene Ontology annotation, molecular function: protein binding. Bases 176 to 2116 code for a protein of 646 amino acids. The transcript has 7 exons. Lineage: Eukaryota; Metazoa; Arthropoda; Insecta; Hymenoptera; Diprionidae.